CAACAAAUGUUGCAUUCGUUUGAUUUACAAUGGAUUCCAAAGUAUUAUCGUCAUUCCUUUUUUUUAGUGUGAUCGUGCGGGUUGUGAUUAAUGCUGAGCCAUUUCAACAAAUGCGAGUGGUUUUGGAAAAUGGAAUGUCAAAUGAUUUUCAUGGGGAUAUAGCACCUUUUAAAAAAAUCCUUGAGAAAUACUAUUAUAUCGAGCGGAACAUCAAAGUUGAUUGGUAUACAGCUUUGCACAAAUGCCGUGAGUUGGGCGGCAAUUUGGUGAAUUUUCAGAGCGAUAAGGAAUAUGAUGCGGUGCUACGCGAAUUAAAUGUGAGAGAGUUCUAUUGGAUCGAUCUUAACGAUCUCGGUGAACAAUUAAAAUUCCACUCCAUGACAACUGGACUUCCGAUCAGCUUUAAUAGAUGGGGCAGCGUGGAACCGAAUAAUAUGGGAACAAAUGAGCGUUGUGUACAAUUAAGAAAGAAUCAAAGUGAAACGUUAAUCAUGAAUGACAUUCAAUGUGAUCGAUUGUGUUCCUUUAUUUGCCAGACCAAGUUACCACUGCAAACUAAUUUUGUGGUCUGGUUAAACUAAGAAUAUAUAAAUAUAUUUUACUCUUUUUACUAAUCGAAAGCCUCUGAUUCAUUUAAGUUAAAGGCAGUAAAGAGAAUAGAAUAAAAUACAAUAAUUUUACAAUUUUGCAUUAACAUAAUAUUAAUUUAUAUUUAACUUUAAAAUUAAAGUGGAGCCAUUAUAAAUAUGGCCAAAUACUUUAACGUUGAUUAUUAAUUAUGAAUUUAGUUCAAAUCGACCUCAUUUUUCUGAAACAUUAAUUCUUUGUAUCCAGAAUUCUAUAUUAUAAUCAAUAUUUGAUAGAGUUCCAUAAAAAAUUCUAUAUUCUGUAUACUUGACCUAAGUAUCUGCGGUUGAAGUUGAAAGACUAAAAAGAAUAAAACUUAUAAACAUUGCCUUUUAUUUAAAAGUUGAGGGAAUCAAAUCAUAGUAAAAUUAGUAAUAAUACUUGUAGGCUCUGCCUGUGUAUAAGAUACGACUGCAAAUUAAUUUUGUUGA
Drosophila albomicans is the source of this 1058-nucleotide messenger RNA. Its product is annotated as C-type lectin 37Db-like. The transcript is spliced from 2 exons. The record is from RefSeq and is a predicted model, not a curated record. Bases 30 to 581 code for a protein of 183 amino acids. NCBI's taxonomy places the organism in Eukaryota, Metazoa, Arthropoda, Insecta, Diptera, Drosophilidae.